CCCCUUCACCCCCCUCACUCGCCCGUACGCCAUGGCCUCGUACCAGCUCUUCUGCAUGGGCAACCCCCUGCUCGACAUGCAAGUCACCGGCGGCGAGGAGCUCCUCAAGAAGUACGACCUCAAGCCGAACGACGCCAUCCUCGCCGAGGAGAAGCACAUGUCCAUCUACGAGGAACUCGUGCAGAAGUACAAGGUCACCUACGUCGCGGGCGGAGCAUCGCAAAAUGCCGCCCGCGGUGCCGCCUACGUCCUCCCGCCCAAGUCCGUCGUGUACGCCGGCUGCGUCGGCGACGACGACCUCGCGGAGCAGCUCCGCGCCGCGGACGCGCGCGAGGGCCUCGACCCCGUCUUCCUCGUCAAAAAGGGCGCCAAGACCGGCGCGUGCGCCGUCGUCAUCACGGGCCACCACCGAUCGCUUGUGACGACCCUCCGCGCGGCGGAGCUGUUCGAGAAGGCGCACCUCGCGUCGCCCGAGGUCGCGCCGUGCAUCGAGAGCGCGCGCGUCUUCUACGUCGAGGGUUUCUUCCUCACGCACGGCACAGAGUCUGCGCUCGAGCUCAGCAAGAAGGCGUCCGAGGCCGGCAAGGUCUUCGUGCUCAACCUCUCCGCGCCGUUCAUCCCGCAGUUCUUCCAGGUGCAGCUGCAGCAGAUCCUGCCCUUCUGCGACAUCGUCAUCGGGAACGAGGCCGAGGCCGAGGCGUGGGCGAGCGCGUCGGGGCACGCCGCGCAGACGGACCUCGCCGCGGUCGCCGCGGCCAUCGCGAUGCAGCCCAAGGCGAACCCGUCGCGCCCGCGCACGGUCAUCAUCACGCACGGCGCGGAGUCGACGACGGUCGUGAGCAGCGCGGAGCCCGAUGCCCCGCGCGUGUUCGACGUGCACCCGCUCGCGGACGCGCAGAUUGUCGACACGAACGGCGCGGGUGACGCGUUCGCGGGCGGCUUCCUCGGCGCGUACGUGCUCGGGAAGAGCCUCGAGGAGUGCGUCGAGGCUGGGCACAAGCUCGGCUCGAUGUGCGUCCAGCAGGUCGGCCCACAGUAUCAAUGGCCGAAGGUGCAGAUCCUCUAAGUGUUUGACUGUGUCUCGUGCGGCUCGCUCUCAACAGCGGUGCUCUGUAGCUUUAGGGUGCUUUCUAUGAGCGUGUAGAAUAUCGAGUCAACCGUCGUUAUUUGUAGCUACAUACAUCCACAUUAUUCCUCCUA
Messenger RNA from Postia placenta MAD-698-R-SB12, 1200 nucleotides. RefSeq lists its product as hypothetical. The record is from RefSeq and is a predicted model, not a curated record. NCBI's taxonomy places the organism in Eukaryota, Fungi, Basidiomycota, Agaricomycetes, Polyporales, Adustoporiaceae. The coding region runs from base 32 to 1066 and encodes 344 amino acids. Gene Ontology annotation, biological process: purine ribonucleoside salvage. Gene Ontology annotation, molecular function: adenosine kinase activity. The transcript is spliced from 6 exons. Gene Ontology annotation, cellular component: nucleus; cytosol.